This is a messenger RNA of Rhinocladiella mackenziei CBS 650.93, 1302 nucleotides long. RefSeq lists its product as uncharacterized. Gene Ontology annotation, molecular function: pyridoxal phosphate binding; transaminase activity. Lineage: Eukaryota; Fungi; Ascomycota; Eurotiomycetes; Chaetothyriales; Herpotrichiellaceae. The transcript has 3 exons. Bases 1 to 1302 code for a protein of 433 amino acids. Gene Ontology annotation, biological process: amino acid metabolic process; biosynthetic process. The record is from RefSeq and is a predicted model, not a curated record.
AUGGAGAACGGUACAAACGGUCACGGCUUGUCGAAGCGCGGCUGGUCGAAUGUCGACUCAAUCAUGCCACGAAUCCGCGCACAGGUUGCCGAGCGACAGGCUAAACAAACGACGAAUAUCGACCUUAGCACGGCAGAGAAUUGGCUCAUUCGUGACGAACUGGUGGAACUGUGUAAAGACGCCAUAGUAACGAAUUUGGAAGCCAGGCACAUGUCCUACCCGCGUGGCUUUUCUGGGGAUCCUCAACUGCUGGAGGCGUAUGCAGCGUUCUUCAACCAGUACUUCAAUCCGCGUAUACCAGUGGAGCCCUCUCAUAUAUCCACUGCUGCAGGGGCUCAUUGGUGCAUCGACUCCUUGCUAUACAAUAUUUGCGAUUCUGGUGACGGCGUGAUGAUUCCAGGGCCCUAUUGGAAUGGGUUCGACUUCGGUUUCAAGGCCCGUGCUGAAGUUAUUCCAGUUCUGGUUGAAUUGCCGGAUCUCGAGUCAAGUUUCAUCUGGUCACUGCUCUCCGCGCUGGAAGAAACAUACAACAAUGCCCAAUGCCACAUCAGGGCCCUAAUGCUGACUAAUCCUCACAACCCGUUGGGACAAUGCUAUCCGAAGGACCUUCUGGAGGGUUGCCUGCGAUUUUGCCAGAGACAUGCAAUUCAUUUCAUUUCGGAUGAGGUCUACGCCCUAACAAAUUUUAAGACUACUGAUGAGAUCGAGACGACUCCUUUUACAUCGGUGCUCUCCCUUGAUUUGGCCGCUCUAGGGGUUGACAUGAGCAGAGUGCAUACUGUGUGGAGUUUGAGCAAGGAUCUUGGUCAGAGUGGUUUCCGCAUGGGUUGUAUAAUCACGCAAGCGAACCAGGAGAUGGUAGUGGGCGCCUCCCUUGCGGCAAAUACGCAAAUUUCUGCGCUGUCGACCAUCUUUGCUACGUCGCUUCUUACCUCAUCUAAGCUCCCUGAACUGAUAAAAUCAAAUUCCAAAAAACUUGGCCAGGCAUACGGGACUCUGACUACCUUUCUCCGCAGCCAUGGCAUUCGAUACAUACCCUGCUACGCCGGUCUCUACGUGUUUGCCCAUCUAACAGAUUUAAUGAAGUCUCCUGUCGACUUAACCGAAACUGAAAUGGUACAGCGUUUGAAGGAAGUUGGUGUUAUUGUCAGUGCCGGUCGUGCAUAUCACUGUCCUUCCGGCGUCGCGGGUUGGGCUCGAAUAGGUUUUGCUCUUCCCCCACAGGAGCUGCAUGAAGCAAUAACGCGUAUGGACAGUGUAUUUAGAAGCAUAAGGAAGUCUACGGUCACACAGUCGCAAUAA